Molecule: messenger RNA, 4402 nt
Organism: Silurus meridionalis
Lineage: Eukaryota; Metazoa; Chordata; Actinopteri; Siluriformes; Siluridae
Gene: egr2a
Product: early growth response 2a
Exons: 2
Coding region: 736-1902 (388 amino acids)
Biological process (GO): regulation of transcription by RNA polymerase II
Molecular function (GO): RNA polymerase II cis-regulatory region sequence-specific DNA binding; DNA-binding transcription factor activity, RNA polymerase II-specific
Source: RefSeq, a predicted model, not a curated record
UUUUACUCCAAUCCUACUUUCCGUCAUUCAGUCAACAUGAUUCCAUGAUUCUAUUGUGGUUAUGAUGUUAGAAUGGGUUUUAUCACAACGAGUAGGUUUCCGACCCGAAAUUUCCGGAUGUUCCAUUUUUGGCCAAAAGGGGCGUGUCUCUGGCCGCCGGAUGAGAUCCAUCUAUGGGAGUGACCUGACCGGAAUUCCUGAUUUCGGAGUAGGAAAGUUAUCUGCUCGUUUCUCCUCAACCUGCAGAGAACCUGCGCAAAACCCAAACAGCCAAAGUGAGGAGGCAAACCUCCCACUCACAAACACACUAACCGAUGCGACCUGAAAUGUGCACAACUAUAAAAACCUGAAGCUAAAGAACGACUGAUGUGCAUUGAUCCCCAGUCGUGUCCCAGCGCGUGCCUCCUAUUAGUCGCCCAACCUUCUUUUAUCUCAUGUCCUUUUAUGGUCAAUGACGUAGCACACAUUGAAAGCGUCCUUUAAAAAUGCCUACGAACUCACGAGCCUCGGUUACAGCGUCGGGCAACUGAGGGGUGCGAAUUAUUAAUGAGAUCAGCGAGCAGUUCAUCAUAUUGAAGACAACAUAAUAAAUCGAGACAUCAGUUUUGGUUGUUUCUAUGUCCUAAAUUAUAAUGCCUGGGUAACCCCUGGAGUGGGUUUUUUUUUUUUGUUUGUUUGUUUGUUUUUUUAUAAAGGCAGUGGGUUUUUAAUUGAGCAACUUUGCAGUGUGUUAAAAUGACAGCUAACAGUGUGGAUAAAGUCGCUGAAACGCUGACUGAUCUGAUCCGCUCCAUUGCACCGGAUGCGUGUCCUAUGGAUGAGAUCGCAGACAUACCGAGCGGCUUUCCGCAUGUAAACGUAGGAAGCGAGGCAUCAGCAGGUGGUCUUGGCACGGACAGUUUCUCCAAAGUAAAGCGCUUUGGUGACUUUAUAGACCCGAACAGCACUAAGAGUCCUCCUGUCUCCUACACGGGUAAAAUCUCCAUCGGCGCUCAGAGCGCACACGGCAGCUGGAACCCGGACAGCUUGAUCAACUUUGUCUGCACUGAAGUCCAAAACGCGACACCUGCUCUCGCAUCCCCUUUCCCUACCUCCUCUCCAGGACCUACUGACCUUUCAGUCACGCCACCUUGUGCCAAAGCCCACGAGAAGGAUAUGGAGCACAUGUACACAUCGGCUCCAGCUUACACUUGUAGUGCGGAUGCCUACCAGGACCCCUCCACUUACCUGUCCACCAGCACAUGCCCGUUAACCUACCCGUCAGCUUCUUACACAUCCCCAAAGUCCACUAUAGACGGUGCGCUUUUUUCCAUCAUACCUGAAUACGGAGGAUUUUACCAGAGCCCCAGCCAGCGAGACACGCCCGUGUUCCAGGACCGAAAACCCUUUUCCUGCUCUCUGGACUCCGUUAGAGUUCCUCCUCCUCCCCUCACUCCACUGAGCAUGAUACGAAAUUUUACUCUCUCGUGUCCCGUGGAUGGACUGAGGCCACCCACGGAGUCUAACCCUCAGAGUGUCCCGUUGCGACCCAUACUGCGACCGAGGAAGUACCCGACCCGGCCGUGCAAGACCCCGGUCCAUGAGCGGCCGUACCCGUGUCCAGCUGAGGGCUGCGACCGCCGGUUCUCGCGCUCCGACGAGCUCACGCGCCACGUGCGCAUCCACACCGGCCACAAGCCGUUUCAGUGCCGCAUCUGCAUGCGCAGCUUCAGCCGCAGCGACCAUCUGACCACGCACAUCCGCACGCACACGGGCGAAAAACCAUUCUCAUGCGACUUCUGCGGCCGGAAGUUCGCCCGAAGCGACGAGCGAAGGAGGCACGCGAAAAUCCACCAGAGACAGAGAGAGAAAAGGGCGAGCGCUCCUCCUGCCCCGACAUCAGCAGCUCAGGGGGGCAUGUGAGAGAAAUUAACCAGAGACAACCUGGACAACCCUGCUGACCACGUGACCUGGAAAUGGCGAUGGAUAGAGGAAGUUGACCCACUUUUAGCCCCAGACAUCAUAUUGUUUUAAUACAUCCCAAAUACUACCUUACUUAACCAGGACAUGCAGAGUUCUUCAGUGGCAUGUGCUCAAAAAUAAUGGCAUCCACACCUUACCUCCCUUUAUUGGAGUAACCCUGUUCCGCAUAUUAUCAUGUCAUACUCAAAGUAAAAUCUGAUUUAAUAUGAUUAUCAAUAUUUUACAAUAAUAACUUGAGGCUGGUGUGGUACAGCAUGUACAAAAUGCUUACUCCAUGAAAAAAACGCUGAUCUCACCAAUCAGGACCACUGCAAAAAGGAACCUCAAUGUUAGCAAGUGAUGCUUAAAAAUGUUACCCUCAGAGACUGAAAUUGCACAGGGCCUAGAAAUUUGGAAUGGAAAUAAACAAAAUAUAAGUUGAAUAAUUAUAUUACAUUUAUAUUUUACUCCCACAUGUAACAAAUAUAAAUGUGGUUAGCAUCACAGUCUCUCUCUCUCAGCUUACUUCCAGGUAGGAAAACUGUUGACUCCCACUGUGGUCUCCUUGCUCUCUCAUUAUGGAAUAUAUUGUGAGUAAAUAACUAUUGAAUUGCCUUUUUUCAGUAGAGAUUAUUAAAUCUUUUCCAUAAAGUUAAAUUGAGGUAAGAGGCUGAACUUAAAUAAUAACAAUAAUAAUAAUGUUUUCUUGGCAGAUACAGUUUGGUGUGGGUUUUUUUAACCUAUAUCCAUUUUAGCUAACUACUUAUCUAAAACUUUUAUACACUAGGUUAUGGUUGCUUGAGGGAAAAAAUGCAGAGAUUGUUUUCAACAUCUUUUUGUUCAAGCCGUUUUGAUCAUUUCGUUGUUGUAAUUUGCCUAAAACACCUUCAACAUAUUUAUAUUGAAAUGGAGCACUCUUGCUAAAAAAAAAACAAAAAAAACAAGAAAGUCCCACCUUCUGCAUGUGCCUGGUAAGAAGUGGUAUAUAAACAAUAUGAAUUUGUGCAGUACUAUGGGAUAUCUGACCUGGCCUGUGUGUACAAAUCCAAGGCAGCUUUAUAUGAGUCUUAUGUAUGACACUGUUUAUGUUUUCCACGUGAUCAGGAACAAAUCGCUGCUGUUGCAAGUACGUUAUUUCGUAUGCUUUGUUUCCUUGAAGUCUACUGUUUUAAUGUUUAUAACUGAUGAUUUCUUUUGUGUAACAUUCACAGAUCACUUUAUACAAUCAACUGCUGCUUUUCGUAACUGGUGAAGUAACACUCACUUUACUACCUUACUGUGAUUUCUUUUUUUUUUUUUUUUGUGCUGAGUUUUGUGAAACUGGGCGAUUGCUGAGAACUUUGUUUGUUCCUAGUGUGCCCUCCUAAUAUUGUUUUGUACACAAACGAAGUGUGUCCAAAUCAUACUUGGAGGUGUGGAUCUGUAAAUAAUUAAAUUAAUACAAUGGAGAUUUGCUGUACAUGUGUUGUAAAUGGGCAAGGUUUGGGCAUUACACAGGCCCACCACUAGAGGGUAUCCUUUCACAUCUUUGGGUAAGACAAACGUGCAAGGUGUGGGUGAAUCCAAGAUCCCAUUUUUUUACCUUUACAUUUCAUAUUUGGAUUUUCUCCUGAUCCGAGUUUAACCACAUGUAUUUACACAGACAAAUGCAUUUCUGUCAGAUUGAAUUCUGCCUUCAUGAAUUAAUAUGCAGCUCAGAGCAUUACAUUAAAACACUAACUUACACUGUUCUUCAAUUUUAUUUAGUUUUGUUUCAAGGUCAUGUAGGCCUCUUUCAUAGCUUUUCAGAUUUUACUAGUUCUAAUCAUCAUGAGCAUUCAUGGAACAAGUGCAUCAAAUUAAUGUACACAGGUAAAAACAUGGCCACCUAUUUCAAUGAUCAGAUAUAAAUAUUUAGAAUGCAUCUUGGGUGAAUUAACACUUUCAUGUGUAUAAUUUCUACCUGGAUGUUAUCCUGUACUAAGACACACGAGAAGAUGUGUGUGAGAGAGAAAGAUUUUUUUUUCUAGAAUAAGCCAGGCGUACUUUAAUGAAACGAGAUAUUUAUUGUUUAAAAUUGCCCCAAAUUGUUGAUUCCUCAACACAACACUACAAUGAAUCAUUUACAAAACAGUUCAAGCUUCAGUCAUGCAAUUAACUGUGUAAGUGCCUAAAAAAACUCAUUGCGUUAUGUCAGGUAUUCUUUAGCAGUGGUUCUGAAAUCCACUUGCUUCACACAGUUGUCCUUUACCUUUAGGUCAUUACCCAAAAGUUGAAACAAGUACCAGGAUGUUGUGCUCUCUCUGUGUGUGUGUGUGUGUGUGUGUGUGUGUGUGUGUGUACAAAUAAAUCUGGCUGUAAGUGUUUGUGUCACUGUUUACUGUCAGGUUACCAAAAACAGAUGAACAAGUUGUAAGCAGUCUAUUAUGUUUGUAAGUGGGAAAUACAAGAUGCCUUUCGAAAUAAAAAAGCAUGGUCAAAA